This is a messenger RNA of Racocetra persica, 126 nucleotides long. Lineage: Eukaryota; Fungi; Glomeromycota; Glomeromycetes; Diversisporales; Gigasporaceae. The record is from the annotation of a GenBank genome assembly.
AAUAUUAAACAAGAUCCAAAAUUAAAAACCGUUGGUUAUGUUUUAUUCAUGGAUCAUGAAAGUUCUUAUGGAGUUGAUUUUAAUUGGUCACAGUCAAAAUUAAAAGAGAAUAGUUGUAUCUUUUAA